This is a messenger RNA of Manduca sexta (tobacco hornworm), 4411 nucleotides long. RefSeq lists its product as uncharacterized. Gene Ontology annotation, biological process: protein dephosphorylation. The record is from RefSeq and is a predicted model, not a curated record. Gene Ontology annotation, molecular function: protein tyrosine phosphatase activity. Lineage: Eukaryota; Metazoa; Arthropoda; Insecta; Lepidoptera; Sphingidae.
UUUAUUUAUUGACGAACAUGGCAAGUAGGGUAGGGUACGGUAUCCGAAAUCCGAAUCCGAUUCCGAUCAAGAAAUUGUUGACAUUUCCAUGGUUGACAUUUGACAACAUUGAAAAUGUUGGAAAUUGAAAUGCCAGGGGACCCCGGAGUUCAGACAUCACAGAACGCCUAAGACGCAUGAUCAAAAAGGCCCUACACAACCCGCGAACUGACACCAGCGACCGAAUAUCGAUUAUAAAAUAGGACAAAAGUUCUCUAACGUUAAACAUGAACUUAAUGUUUUUUCUUUGAGUUUGGUUACUGAAAAAGAGCAUAAUGUUCGCUGAGGCUGUGUUGUGUUUAUCUACUUUACAUUUAUAUAGUGUUGCGGCCCAAGGAGAAUGUACUGACUUGCGAGGCAGAGUAAUAUCUCAUGGGUUGCAUUACGUUCCGGGACCAGACACUUGCACACUUUGUAUUUGCGAUAAUGGAUUGCCGAAAUUCUGCAAAGCCGUGUUAUGCUCCCCACCUCAGGACUGCCGUUCCUUCCGCGUGGGCAACACCUGUUGCGAGUUUAUAUGCUUGGACGAUGUGGUGAAGCCCGCGGAGACGGCGGAGGCUAAUUUCCGCGUGGCGGCUGGCGGUGCGGCAGCGGUGGUGCUGCUGACGGUCGCGCUGGUGGUGUACCGGGUGCGGCGCCAGAAGCGACGGCGACCGCCGCACGCUGACGACCAGAGAAGCUUGACUAGCAUUGGGUACAUAAGCGGCAGUAUGGGCUACAUGGGCAGCACUUGUGAGACAGCGGUGGGGGCGUGGAAGCCCCAAAGUAACUACUUACCGCGGGGCGAAGCGCCGCCACCAUACGACGAGGCCGUUGCGCAGUGCCGACAGGAUCCUAUGAGAGGUAACGAGCCCACGUACCACCGCACGUACCCCGCCACGGUGGAUAACUUGACGCGACCUGACGAUACCAUGCAAUGCACCGGACAUGGAUACGCCAACAUACCACGCCCUGUGCAACAGAUGGCGAACUCUCAGAAUUGUUACAACGCGCCGCUACUACAGCCAGUACUCGCGCCCGAGAACAGGGAGCCCAAUCCAAUGGCCCACCAUCCGCUGGCGCCCAACAUGAUGGGUUUCCCGAGUGCGAUCCGACUGACGGGCUCGUUGGGCGCCAUCAGCAACCGCGGACUACUUUCUGUACUGCAGCGGGACGUGCGGGAUGUACGGGACGUGCGGGAUGUGCGGGAUGUGCGCGAUGUACGGGACGUGAGAGAUGUGCGGGACGUGCGAGACGUGCGAGACGUCCGAGAUGUGCGAGAUACUCGCGAGCGUGAGCGUGAACGCGAGCCCGAACACGAGCGGCCGCACAACGUGCCCGGCUUCUACACAAACGCCAAUAAUCUGCACGCAUCUCUACACCGCACAAUCCCACGUAUAUCGGCGGCGGUGGACAGCCCCCUACUAGACGGCGCGCUGAGCGGUUUGGGCGGGCUGGGCGGCAUGGGCGGGCUGGGCGGCCUGGGCUUCACCCGCGCCGAGCGGUCGCUGCAGGGAGAGAUCCGCCGCUCCUUCCACCGGCCCGGCGACGCAAGGCACGACACCGGCCGCUCCAUCCCGCGCAACCUCAACAUCGCCUCGGUCACUGACGCCGCCGAUCUUACCGCCUUUGAUGUCGAUGACAGAUCAAACGUUCGUCUGACAAGCGGCGGGCGAUCCCGGGCACACAGCGAGGAGCAGAAUGUGGGCGGCGCGGACGGCUGUGGCACGGGCUCAGCCGCAGGCUCUGGGGUUAGUGCGGGCGUGGGUCCAGGGCCGGUGGGGGCAGUGGCAGCAGUGGGCACCAAACCCCCCGCGCCGCCGCCCGCCGAUCCGCCGCUCUCCGCGCCACCAACCACGCUGCCGCUCACCGUCGAUAAGCCGUCGUGCGUGUGCAGCUACGAGGCGAGCGCUCCAGGGGGGGGAGGGCGGCGAGGGGGCCGAGGGGAGGACGGCGAUGACUACCGCAGCGAGUGCGAGAACUGCAAGUCCGCCGGCAGCUCCAGGUGGGUGUUGUCGGAGGGGUGGGAGGGGUGCGCGACGCAGACGCUGCAGCGCCGCGCGCCCGCGCCCGCCACUAUUCUGGGAAUCCAUCUACAAUUAUUAUGUACAUUGUUGCAGGGUGGUUACCCGGCGAAGUUAAAGAAGGUGCUAAUAGUGACGGCGCCGCUGUGGUUCAAGGCGCCGUUCCGCAUCCUGCGGCUGUUCGUGCGCGAGAAGCUGCGCGAGCGCGUGCACACGGUGAGCGCGCCGCAGCUCGGCGUGCACGUGCCGCGCGCCAACCUACCCCGGCAGCUCGGCGGCACGCACGACACCGACCACACUGCCUGGUUGGAACAUUGCAGAAACUGCUACACGAAUAACAUACAGAACUCUAAAUUAGACGGAGUCAUCGAUGAAUAUGUAAUCAGCAAUCACAUACCCCCGGUCAAACCCCAAAAUGGUAUAAUAGAGCGCGAGGGAGAUCGUGACAUGACCAGUGACCACGCGGUGCGGCUCGGCGACAACACAGACAUGCACAUCAGCGGCGACCCGCCGUACACCUGCGACCCCAGCCCCUUGAGGCACACACACGGCUAUAAUGGCGACAUGAAAGGGCGACACAUAAAUUCAGGAGAUGAAGACGACUUAGACAUUAGCACGCGCGGCACGUGGUCGUCGGGCGAGGCGUCGCCGGGGCUGUCGGACGAGGAGUGCGGCGGCGGCGGCGGCGCGGGCGAGGCGCCCGCCGCGCUGCUCGCGCGCCUGCGCACGCUCGGCCGCCGCGGGCUCGCCGCCGAGUACGACGACAUCCGCGCGCGCCCGCCGCACGGCACCUUCCACAACGCCAAAUUGCCGAGUAAUCUAGCCAAAAACCGCUACACGGACGUACUGUGCUACGACCAUUCGAGGGUGGUGCUCUCGCAGGUAGACCCCGACGACCCCACCACGGACUACAUCAACGCGAACUACGUAGACGGGUACAAGCAGAAGAACGCGUAUAUAUGUACACAGGGUCCAUUGCCAAAAACGUUUGGCGACUUCUGGCGCAUGGUGUGGGAGCAGGGCACGCUGGUGGUGGUGAUGACGACGCGCGUGAUGGAGCGCGGCCGCGUCAAGUGCGGGCAGUACUGGCCGCUCGGCGUCGGCGCACGCGCAGUGCACGGCGGGUUCGCAGUCACCACAGAGGCCAUCGACCAAGAAGAUGAUUUUACUAUUACACAUUUGUUGCUUACGGAUUUGAGGACGGAGGACUCGCGGCGCAUAUGGCACGGGCAGUACACGCGCUGGCCCGACUACGGCGUGCCGGGCGGGGCGGGCGGCGCGGGGGGCGGUGCGGGCGGCGGCGGGAGGGCGGGCGCGCGCGCGCUGCCCGUGCUGCGGUUCCUGGCGCUCGUGCGCCGCGCACAGCAACGCGCGCUCCACGAAUUGGGAGAUGCUUGGGCGGGCCACAGUAAAGGACCGCCAAUUGUCGUACAUUGUUCAGCGGGCAUAGGACGAACAGGCACGUUCCUGACGCUGGACAUCUGCGCGGCGCGGCUGGCGGCGGAGCGCGCGGUGGACGUGCGCGGCACGGUGGAGCGCAUCCGAGCGCAGCGCGCGCACUCCAUACAGAUGCCCGACCAGUACGUGUUCUGCCACCUGGCCAUCAUCGAGUACGCGGUGAUGCACGGCUACUUAGAAUCAGCCGACCUGUCCGGCUUCGACGACGAUAAUGAAGACGAGUCGGAAUGAAGACUAUCGCGUCCGUCCUGCAGCAUGCUGUGAGUGCUGCGAGUGUGGCGAGUGUGGCGAGUGGCGCGAGUGGCGCGAGUGGUACAAGUGGUCGCGCCGACGUGCCGCGGCGAGCCCCUGCCGCGAGUCCACCGGAAUGGCGCCCUCGUCCAAACGAAACGUUCAGCGCUUAGCCUAAGCAUAAAUACUACAUAAACAAAACGUUCCUGUAGCGUCGAUAAGAACUCAGGUAUUUGGAAGGAAACCUCGUGAAUUCAAGUAUUUAUUUGCAUAUUAAAAAUCUUUAAUAACCAAAAAAUAUUUCCAUAAUUAUUUAUAAUCUUAUAAUUUAUUUAUAUGUUCUAAGAAGUAUGGCUGUGUGAACAUUUCGCUUGUAAUUUAUGUAAAAUUAGUUAUGUUUUAUAUUUCAUUAUUCUCUUUGUGGAUGUUAAAGUUCGAUGUUCGACGGAAAUUAUCAAAUGUUGUUACACUAUAUAUAUAAUAUGUAUAUGUAUAGGUCGAGGUGCUUGAAUCAUUCAUAUCGCGUCUACGGUUUCAUCUCCAUUGUACCACGACAUUUCCACAAUGACGUGUAAAUACGAGUACAUUACAUUGUAUAAUCGACUGAAGGACUUGUCAUCUUAUAUCAUUUAUAUUAUUCACUAAGCGUUUAGGCGUCGUUACGAAUUACUAAUAAAUUU